AUGUCCAUCAUGAAUUCAUUCGUCAAUGAUGUUUUUGAGCGAAUAGCUGUUGAAGCUUCACGUUUGGCACAGUAUAACAAGAGGUCAACCAUUUCCUCACGUGAAAUUCAAACGGCUGUUCGCUUGAUUCUACCCGGAGAACUGGCUAAGCAUGCCGUAUCUGAAGGCACCAAAGCUGUUACCAAGUACACCUCAAGCAAAUGA
Molecule: messenger RNA, 204 nt
Organism: Strongylus vulgaris
Lineage: Eukaryota; Metazoa; Nematoda; Chromadorea; Rhabditida; Strongylidae
Source: the annotation of a GenBank genome assembly